AAUCCAUUAUCCUCCACAAUCCAAGGAAACAAACUUUGUAAGUGUUUUUUUGAAAGAAAUCAACAAAAUCCGAAUUCAUGGAAAUGGAAAACGCUGUAGCGAAACAGAGUGUACCUCUUCUCACUCCCUAUAAGAUGGGAAGAUUCAAUCUUUCUCAUAGGGUUGUUCUGGCACCAUUGACGAGACAGAGAUCGUACGGUAACGUUCCUCAGCCUCACGCUGCUAUUUAUUACUCUCAGAGAACGACUCCAGGAGGUUUUCUCAUCACUGAAGCUACCGGAGUUUCAGAUACUGCUCAAGGAUAUCAAGAUACUCCUGGGAUAUGGACUAAAGAGCAUGUGGAGGCAUGGAAGCCAAUCGUGGAUGCUGUUCAUGCCAAAGGUGGUGUCUUCUUCUGUCAGAUCUGGCAUGUUGGCCGUGUUUCUAAUCGUGGGUUUCAGCCAAAUGGACAAGCUCCUAUCUCUUGCUCGGAUAAGCCACUGAUGCCUCAAAUCCGCUCUAAUGGCAUCGACGAAGCCAUGUUUACCCCUCCAAGACGGCUGAGCAUCGAAGAAAUCCCCGGCAUUGUCAACGAUUUCAGGCUUGCAGCAAGAAAUGCUAUGGAAGCUGGCUUUGAUGGAGUUGAGAUUCAUGGAGCUAAUGGCUAUUUGAUUGACCAGUUCAUGAAGGAUACAGUGAAUGAUAGGACUGAUGAGUACGGUGGAUCAUUGGAAAAACGUUGCAAAUUUGCUUUAGAAAUAGUUGAUGCAGUGGCCAAGGAGAUCGGACCAGACCGUGUUGGUAUUAGGCUCUCUCCAUUUGCUGACUACAUGGAAUCCGCAGACACUAAUCCAGGAGCAUUGGGGCUUUACAUGGCGGAAUCUCUCAACAAAUACGGUAUCCUCUACUGUCAUGUGAUUGAGGCCAGAAUGAAAACAAUGGGAGAAGUACAUGCAUGUCCUCACACGUUAAUGCCGAUGAGGAAAGCCUUUAAGGGGACUUUCAUAUCUGCUGGAGGUUUCACUAGGGAAGACGGGAAUGAAGCCGUGUCAAAGGGAAGAACCGAUCUCGUGGCUUAUGGUCGAUGGUUUCUGGCCAACCCUGAUCUGCCAAAGAGGUUUCAAGUGGAUGCACCGCUCAAUAAAUACGAUAGACCAACGUUUUACACUUCCGAUCCUGUCGUGGGUUACACAGAUUACCCUUUUCUCGAAUCAACAGCUUAGAAUUGUUAUCAACAAUGUUGUGUGCUUCCUCUUUUUCUUGUAAUAAGUUUCUGGCAUUUCUUUAUGCUUGAAGUCAUUAUAGCUUUACAAUAAUUUUCACGGCCACUUAUCACAGAAGAGCUUUCAUAUGUGCUUUCAACA
Molecule: messenger RNA, 1343 nt
Organism: Capsella rubella
Lineage: Eukaryota; Viridiplantae; Streptophyta; Magnoliopsida; Brassicales; Brassicaceae
Product: 12-oxophytodienoate reductase 1
Exons: 4
Coding region: 78-1202 (374 amino acids)
Molecular function (GO): oxidoreductase activity; FMN binding
Source: RefSeq, a predicted model, not a curated record